CUACCUUCAUCCCACUCACCCCCUCUCCCCAACAACCAUUCAAUUGCAGCUCCCACCUACACCAUGGGUAUUCUCAAACGCGUCGCCAAGAUCACCACCAUCGGCGCUGGCGUCGGCACGGCAUUCUUCUUCGCAGCCGUCCGUCACAACACCUUCGUGCCGAUGCCCACAAGCGACCCUCUCUUCCAGCACCCACUGUACCAGAAACUCAAUCCCAACAACAACCCCACAACCCAUGACCUCUGUGUGCGUCGCGUACCGCUCAAGGACAUCAAGCCCGCCUUGCUGGAAAAGCCAGGCCGACUGACCGAGGCGUUUUGCGCCGGUGUGUGGAGUGGAUUCGGAUACGCCUACCAACGCCGCUACCUCUCUAAGAAAUACGAAGGCCCCGAAACCGCAUCUCACCUCUGGACGCGCGCGGAUCUACGCGCCGCGACAUACGACGUGGGCACGCUGAUCACAGAUCACUUCGAAGUGGUAGAAAAGACGCCGGAGCGGAUUGUCGUGCGGUGCGGAGAUUCCCCCCGCAAGAAGGACGUGCGGGAAUCGGAUGGACUGUUUGAGAUUUCGACGGAGGUCAAGCCCCAGGAGGGAGUUGCGGAGUUCCGACUCAAGAGUCUCUUUUUCCAAGGCAAGGGGAAGGCGGAGAGUGAGCCGAUGCCCUCGCAUGUGGUCUGGUUGCAUCAGCAGUAUACGAAAUUGUGGUUGGAGACGGCGUUGGGAAAUAUUUGGCGGUGAUUUAUUUAUACCUGAGGGAUGGAGGUAUUUGUAGUGUUGGAUGGGCAUCUAAUAGAUCAGUUGCCUCAUAUAUUAAUUCGAUGGAGACUCGCACCUAGCUGUCUACUGACCUGUCACGCCCAGGCUACUGCAGCCUAAAACCCAAGUAGUGCAUACUGAACAUGAAC
Aspergillus vadensis CBS 113365 is the source of this 905-nucleotide messenger RNA. RefSeq lists its product as uncharacterized. Lineage: Eukaryota; Fungi; Ascomycota; Eurotiomycetes; Eurotiales; Aspergillaceae. Bases 64 to 738 code for a protein of 224 amino acids. The transcript is spliced from 2 exons. The record is from RefSeq and is a predicted model, not a curated record.